GUCUCUUGUAUGGAAGAAAUUUGAAACAAUUUGAAAUUUAACGUACGAAAAUUUAGAUGGUACGGGUGAUACGUUAAAAUCGAAUUUGAUUACUAAUUUAUACAUUUAAAAUGGCUGAAUUUAAGACACCGACUACGAAAAGGUACAAGAGCAGAGUACAAGACAAUCCAGAACUGCAAACACCUAUAAAAAUACCAGCUUCACCAUUCUUAGAACAGAUAGGUUAUGGAUGUGGUGUUUCGGUGUUCUGUUUGGAACGAUCUCCAAAAGUUGGUUUCAGUCGAUCACCAUGGGCGAUAAAGAAAAGAAAUCGCAGAGUUGAAGAAGGUAAAACGUACAAUGAACGCAUUCGAUUUGAAGCAGAGUUACUUCGGAAGCUAAAUCAUCCAAACAUUAUCGGUUUUCGAGCAUUCACAGAAGUUUCCCGUGGUGAUGGUGUCGAUCCAUGUUUGGCGAUGGAAAAAUUAGAUGCUUCUUUAGGUGAUAAGAUAGAGCAAAAGCUUGACGCAGCUGAGGAUCCAUUUCCAGCUAAAGACAUUCUAAAAAUAACAUAUGAAAUAGUAAAAGGAUUAGAAUAUUUACACCAUACUGCUCAUAUUUUGCAUGGUGAUAUGAAAAGUUAUAAUGUAUUGGUUUCUGAGGACUACAAUAGAGUUAAACUUUGUGACUUCGGGGUAUCUGUACCACUCACAGAAUCUCUAGAGUUGGAUGCUUCAAAGGGAGAUUUUAUGUAUAUAGGAACAGAGUGUUGGAGUGCCCCUGAAAUAAUACAUGAGGAUGGUCCAGUCACAAAUAAGGCAGACAUCUGGGCAUGUGGUUUAGUCGUUUGGGAAAUGAUAGCUUUGUCAACACCUCAUUUAGAAACUUUGGAAAAUGAUUACUCUUGUUUUGAUGAUUCAGUGACAGAAAUACAUAUGGAAAAUCAUACAGAAGUUGCUGAACAUAUAAAAAAUAUGGAUGACAGUGUUAUUUUCCUUAAUGAAAUGAUAAAUUCUAAAUAUGGUACACGUCCAGAAUUACCUGCCAUUAAUCUGGGUAAAGAAUAUGACAGAAUACUUGAGCUAUUUUUUGCUUGCACUACCAUGGAUUAUAAAGUUAGACCUACUGCAAUUGGUCUUGUUAAGUAUUUUGAAAACUACAUAUACAAAGACAAAAUGUGA
Dufourea novaeangliae is the source of this 1160-nucleotide messenger RNA. RefSeq names its product lymphokine-activated killer T-cell-originated protein kinase. Gene Ontology annotation, biological process: protein phosphorylation. The record is from RefSeq and is a predicted model, not a curated record. Gene Ontology annotation, molecular function: protein serine/threonine kinase activity; ATP binding. Bases 111 to 1160 code for a protein of 349 amino acids. Gene Ontology annotation, cellular component: cytoplasm. NCBI's taxonomy places the organism in Eukaryota, Metazoa, Arthropoda, Insecta, Hymenoptera, Halictidae. The transcript is spliced from 5 exons.